Messenger RNA from Portunus trituberculatus (swimming crab), 1304 nucleotides. RefSeq names its product serine protease 53-like. The transcript has 3 exons. Gene Ontology annotation, biological process: proteolysis. Bases 155 to 985 code for a protein of 276 amino acids. The record is from RefSeq and is a predicted model, not a curated record. Gene Ontology annotation, molecular function: serine-type endopeptidase activity. NCBI's taxonomy places the organism in Eukaryota, Metazoa, Arthropoda, Malacostraca, Decapoda, Portunidae.
AAGACCCUCGGCAUGGCGGUGGUGGUAGUGGUGGUGUUACAGGGCGAGGUGUAGAGGAGGCAGGCAGUGACAAGGCGUGCAGUUCGGUCGUAGCUGCCUUUGUGACUGUUUGGUGAAGAUCUUUGCUUUUUCGUGUGUGAGGAUUUUGUUUAAAAUGAAGGUGCCCGUGUUGUUCAUGGUGGUUGUGUCCCUGGGUGUUACGGGGCCCAAGGUGGAAGGAACAUUCUCGUGGUUCACUUCUUCCCCUGACCUGCCGUCGUUGACCCUUCCCGACAUCUGUGGAGCGAGAGUGUUCGUGUCGGAGAACGAGACGACGAUCCCUCGAGCUACAAAUACCACGACCAAUGAAACUAACAUGACGGACGGAACAAUAAACGGAACAACGGUGUCUCCUGUGGAUCAGCAAGAUGGCCGUCCAGCAGUACUGACAGAUACUCCCUGGCCGUGGGUUGUGCGUAUCGGCGACAGGGCUGCCGGGGUGUUACUGUCACAGCAACACGUAAUCACACUAGAACACUGUCUCGAGGAUUACAGCUUGUGGUAUGGAGGGUUUUCCACCUUCCCCGUACAAGUCGGGGAAGGUAGCAUAGUCGUGCCGAGGGUACAGGCUCAGGGCAGCGAGGGCGGUGAGUUCCCUCUGGCGCUGCUAACCCUAGAGUCUAACCUGACGUGGAUCCCUGCCCCAGUGUGCGUCGGUGCCUUGCAGGAUGGACUGUUGGCAGCUGCUGUUGGUUGGGGAGACGAAGGCACCCUGCGUGAGGAGCCCCUUACACUGUAUCGUAGAGGUCAAUGCAACGCGCUCUAUCUGAAUUAUAACGACGACGAGAUGGUGUGUGGUGGGACUGGACCCAUGGACUGCGGGGCUCCACUACUACAGGCUGAUGAUGGCCGCUGGAUGCUUGUUGGCCUGGGAGUUGGUGACGAGUCGUCUGUGGCAAGAUAUGUCCGCCUUGAGCCGUCCCGGGAAUGGCUCGAGAACGUUUGAUUUGGACGUGGGUGUCUUUAGCUGAAGGGGUGGUCUCGAUUUUAUCGUAGGUUUUAAAUGAUGCAGUUUUUAAGAUGACUGAAGCUUUAGAGUUCUUAAAGGCAAAUUUAAGUUGCAUUUUCUUCAAGCCAUUCUGCAACGCUGUCCUAGCAUGAGAUUCUAUUACUGAUGUCCUCGGAGAACUUCGUUGUAUUACUGCCAUUUGGUGACGCUAUGAGGACAAAGUAGAAUUUCACCAGGUUUUCUCAGGGUUGUGUAUGAAUAUGUUCACUUGAGGUGUGUAAGAGCUUUUUACCAAUAAAUGAAAGUAGAUACUAAA